Gadus macrocephalus (Pacific cod) is the source of this 2351-nucleotide messenger RNA. Its product is annotated as deoxynucleoside triphosphate triphosphohydrolase SAMHD1-like. NCBI's taxonomy places the organism in Eukaryota, Metazoa, Chordata, Actinopteri, Gadiformes, Gadidae. Gene Ontology annotation, biological process: regulation of innate immune response; defense response to virus; dGTP catabolic process. Gene Ontology annotation, cellular component: nucleus. The record is from RefSeq and is a predicted model, not a curated record. Gene Ontology annotation, molecular function: dGTPase activity. Bases 687 to 2351 code for a protein of 554 amino acids. The transcript has 14 exons.
UAGGGCGGGGCCAGGUGGUGGAGAGCUUUGAAAGUCAGGAGGAGUAUUUUGUGUUCACGAGACCGGUUGUGACUGAGGAGGCGAGCACCAGAGUUUUGGACCAUUUGGAGUCUAUGGAGGGAAUGAGAGGGGAUGCCAGUGAGGAGGUAGUUGCAAUAGUCUAGACGGGAAGAGAUGAAGGCGUGGAUAAGGGAUUCAGCAGCAGGAGGGGACAGGCAGUGUCUGAUUAAUGCGACUCGGCAGAGUUGGAAGCAGGAGGAUUCACCAGACAUUAAAAAGGUCUGGUUAACUGUGGUAAAAGAUUUAUUAUUUGUGAGCUGUGCUUUUCUAAACUUGCAGGUCCAAAUGUUUUCUUGGUCAGCAUCCUAUGAGAUGCCAUUGCCUUAGUCACAGUAUGUUAUGUCAGUUAUCUUGAAGGUAUAGGCUUUUCUGUUAGAUGCAUACAGACAGCCCAGGCUGGCAGGCUGACCAAGUGCAAUCUUUAAAAGACCACAGUCUGAAAUGUAGGAGUGAUCAAGCAAGCUACUGAUGGCUGUGUUGUGUUCUCUCUCAUUCAGCCGAAAUAAAUCAACUACAAUGCUUGACUCUGACAAGAAGUUUUAAUUGUUUGACUCUCGCAAGAUAAUUUCCAAGAUAUUAACCGUUAAUGAAGGGAAAUAAGUCGUAAGGAACAUUCCUAAUAAUAUAUGGUAAUUGCAGAUCAAAUGUGCCGUCUAAGCUUCUCUUUCUCCUAUCCACUUUCAUACACUCCUUUUUUUUAUUUCUCCAGACCUCAUGAUACCGAGACUGAAACUAUGGAGGUAGCAUACAAAGUCUUUAAUGACCCCAUCCACGGACACAUUGAACUCCACCCGCUGCUGGUCAAAAUCAUAGACACACCUCAAUUCCAAAGACUGAGGAACAUCAAGCAGCUCGGAGGGGCAUACUACGUUUUCCCCGGAGCAUCUCAUAAUCGCUUCGAGCAUUCCAUUGGAGUUGGGUACCUGGCUGGAGAGCUUGCUAAAUCUCUGCAAAAGAAACAGCCUAAGGAUGAACUGAAGAUCACUGAGAGAGACAUCCUCUGUGUUCAAAUCGCUGGCCUCUGCCAUGAUCUGGGACACGGACCUUUCUCUCAUCUGUUUGAUGGGAUGUUCAUUCCUGAAGCACGUAAACGUCAAGGUCAAGAUUUGAAAGAUAAAAAAAAAUGGACGCACGAGAAGGCAUCGCUAGACAUGUUAAACCAUCUGAUUACUGUUAACAACCUGAAGCCGGUGAUGGUGGAGAACGGGCUGGAGCUGCCAAAGGACCUCAACUUCAUCGAGGAGCUGAUCUUUGGGAAAAGGACCGACCCUAGUGAUUCAACAAAAAAGUUGCCAUACGUAGGCCGUCCAGAGCAGCCUUACCUGUACGAGAUCGUAUCCAACAAAAGGAACAGCAUCGAUGUGGACAAAUUUGAUUACUUUGCAAGAGACUGCCAUCACCUGGGCAUCAAGAAUAACUUUGACCACGACCGCUUCAUCAAGUUCGCCAGGGUGUUUAAGGUGGACGGGGAGGAGCAAAUCUGUACCAGGGACAAGGAAGUGGGCAAUCUGUAUGACUUCUUCCACACAAGAAACUGUCUCCACAGAAGAGCUUACCAGCACAAAGUAAAAAACUGUGUUGAGGUCAUGAUCACAGACGCCUUUUUAUUGGCAGACGAACACCUGAAAUUGUCCAAAGCUAUAGAUGACAUGGUGGCAUACACCAAGCUGACUGACAACGUCUUCGAACAGAUCUUCCUUCCUACCUCGAGGGAGCUGGAUAAGGCCAGUACGAAGGAGGAUCUGGAGGAUCUGAAUAAGGCCAGGGAGAUCCUAACGAACAUCAGCAGUCGUUGCCUCCUCAAGUGUGUGGGCCAGUUCUAUUCAGCAUAUCCAGCUGACAUCGAGGAUAUGCAUCUGCAUUUGCUAGAUGACCAGAAAAAUCCACUGGCCAUUAAACUGUUGCCAGAACACCUCAAAGUUAUCAAGAUGGACUAUGGCAAGAACACAGAGAAUCCCAUUGAUCACGUCAGUUUUUACCGCAAGGGAGACAAGGAGGCCUUCAAGAUCUCCAGGGGCCAGGUGUCCACGCUCAUCCCAAGACACUUUCAGGAGUGGUUGCUACAGGUGUACUGUACGGAGACUGAUGAGAAGAUUCUGGCACUGGCCAGGAAAAAAUUUGAACAGUUGUGCCAAACUGUGACAAGCAAAAAGGUGCCCACGCCCAUCCCAGGAAAAUUUAAGGAGUGGUUUCUACAGGUGUACAACGGUACUACGGAGACUGAUGAGAAGACCCAGACGAUGGCCAGGGACUUCUAUGAACUUUGGCUCAAAACUUUGACAAGCGAGUAG